Chiroxiphia lanceolata (lance-tailed manakin) is the source of this 607-nucleotide messenger RNA. RefSeq names its product RNA polymerase II subunit F (gene POLR2F). Gene Ontology annotation, molecular function: DNA binding; DNA-directed RNA polymerase activity. The record is from RefSeq and is a predicted model, not a curated record. Gene Ontology annotation, biological process: DNA-templated transcription. Gene Ontology annotation, cellular component: RNA polymerase II, core complex; RNA polymerase III complex; RNA polymerase I complex. Bases 114 to 473 code for a protein of 119 amino acids. NCBI's taxonomy places the organism in Eukaryota, Metazoa, Chordata, Aves, Passeriformes, Pipridae. The transcript has 6 exons.
CAGGACACGGGGGCGGUCGCCAUGGCAACGGCACCGGAUGGGUUCCGGCAGCGUCACGGCAGCGCCCGGAAUUGGCUCCUGGAAGUGCCUCCCAGUUCCGCCGGGCGGACAACAUGUCUGACAACGAGGACAACUUUGAUGGGGACGACUUCGACGAUGUGGAGGAGGAUGAGGGCCUGGAGGACCUGGAGAACGCGGAGGAGGAAGGACAGGAGAACGUGGAAAUUCUGCCCUCGGGAGAGCGACAGCAGGCGAACCAGAAGCGGAUUACAACACCCUACAUGACCAAGUACGAGCGAGCCAGAGUCCUGGGCACCCGUGCCCUCCAGAUAGCGAUGUGUGCCCCUGUGAUGGUUGAGCUGGAAGGAGAGACAGACCCCUUGCUGAUUGCCAUGAAAGAACUCAAACUCAGUUUAAUUCCCCAAAUGGAAUUGUUUCAAAGCAGCCAUCUGAACAGACUUGUGUUCAAAUGAAGUCCUGGCAAAAAUUAAAAUAAGGAGCACGCAAGAUCCCCAUAAUCAUCCGUCGUUACCUGCCAGAUGGGAGCUAUGAAGACUGGGGUGUGGAUGAGUUAAUUAUCACAGACUGAUCAGACUCCAGCCACCAG